AUGGCUAUUCUUGCAGCAAGGAAUGCAGUCACCACAAACAGAACUGUGCCUGUUGGUGAUCUUGAAGCAAAGUACCAGCAGCUGUUAGCAGAAAAGGAGGAACUAAGGGCCAGUUUGAAGACUAAGGAGCAAGACUGGCAGAGAGAACGAGAGAAUCUAGUGAAGAACUCAUUUGCCAACCUACAGGCCAAAUUCCUCAAGGUCAAGGAGGAAAAUGACGGAUUGAGAGCAUUGCUAGGGAACCAGCAUCAAGAAGCCCUCGAAGAGGAAACAGUUGCGGACCAAAGUCACUUCCCACCACGACCCAAUUUCAUCAGUGCAAGCAUGGCUCAGAAAGCACAAGCCCAACAAGGGCGAACUUUCCCUCCACCAAAACUUCAUCAGUGCGAGCAUGGCAGAAUCAGAGUCCAAGAAGCAGCUUUUCCCACCUCCGCCCAACUUCAUCAGUGCAAGCAUGGCAGAAAAGGAGGCCAGAAAGAAGCAGUUCCCACCUCCACCAAACUCAUCAGUGCAAGCAUGGCAAAGGAAGCUGGUAUGGAUACAGCAACACGAUGGCUGCUCCUGGGGAGCCUGGUGAUGUCAACACUGCAAUGGCUAUCUUGCAGCUCGCAACAGGAGCAUUGCAUCCAAGAAGUUGCCUUCACCAGUUGCGGCCGGCUCUCGAGAUAUGAGCAAGCGUUUGUGCCACCACCUAUGCCCAACUUCAUCAGUGCAAGCAUGGCCAAAGAAGCAAAAGCCCAACAAGGUCGAAUUUUCCCUCCACACAAACUUCAUCAGUGCAGCAUGCAGAACGGGCAAGCCUUUCCACCACACCCAACUUCAUCAGUGCAAGCAUGGCAGAAGAGGAGGCCAGAAAGAAGCAACUUCCCACCUCCACCAAACUUCAUCAGUGCAAGCAUGGCAAAGGAAGCUGGUAUGGAUACUUCAACAGCAGUGGCUGCUCCUGGGGGCAUUGGUGAUGUCAACACUGCCAUGGCUAUCCUCGCAGCUCGCAACAGGAGUAUUGCAUCCAAGAAGUCGCCUGGAGCAUUUGCAGCUGGUUCUCCAGAUCAGCCAAAGAGCGUGGGAUUUGUGCCACCUACAAUGCCCAACUUCAUCAGUGCAAGCAUGGCCAAAGACACAGAGAUGCAAAAGAGAACUAGCUUCCCACCACCACCAAACUUCAUCAGUGCCAGCAUGGCAGAAGCAGAGGCCAAGAAGCAGCUUUUCCCACCACCACCCAACUUCAUCAGUGCAAGCAUGGCGGAAGAAGAGGCCAAAAAGAAGAAUUUCCCACCACCACCAAACUUUAUUAGUGCAAGCAUGGCAAAGGAAGCAGGUUUCGAUACUGAGGGUGAUGUGAUGGUGGCAGCACAUGCAGGUGCUGGUGAUGCUGGUAAUGUCAACAGAACCAUGCCCAUCAUUGCAGCAAGGAACAGGGGCACUGCAAGCAGCACUGUUCCCAUUGGUGAUCUCUCAGCAAAAUUCCAGCAGCUAUUGGCAGAAAAGGAGGAACUUAUGGCCAGUCUGGAAACUAAGGAGCACAACUGGCAGAGAGAAAGAGAGAAUCUAAUCAAGAACUCAUUCGCCAACCUACAGGAAAAGCUCUACCAGACUCAGCAAGAGCUGGAUGAUGCCCUACAGGCAAGAGGUAGCUUGGAAGCCACAGUAAGGGAUGCUGAAUUAUUGGUAAAGGCUUUGGAACAGAAAGCUGUGCAGCUAGAAUCUCGACAAAGAAGGCUGGGUGGAGGCGAAGCAGACUCUAGAGUUACUUCAUAUGACCAAGAUUUGCAGCGAUUGCAGGCUGAGAAUGAUACUCUUCAAAAGCGUGUUGCAAUACUGGAAACAUCAGAGGACUCGGACUCAGAGAGUAAAGAGGAUGAUGAUGGUGGCUUGCUUAACCAGUUGGCUGACGCAACAGAGCAAAUUGUGUCACUUCGUGAUGGUUUGGCACAAUCUGAAGAACAGCAGCUAGUUUUGGCUCAAGAAAAAGAAGCUUGGGAUGCUGAAAGGGACCAACUGGAAAAACGGCUGGAUGAAGUGCUGGAACAGUUGGUGGAUGCAACAGAGCAAGUGGCUGAUCUGAAGGAAGAAAAAGAUCAAUUUAGGUGGCAGCAGCAGGUCGCCAUGGAAGCCAAACAAAAAGCUGAGCGGUCCCGACGUGCUUCAAUCACAAUGAUUACCAGUCUGGAAGCCACACUAGCAAGAAAGGAAGCUGACAUGGACAAUUCACAAGCCACAAAGAUGAAUGAAAACCAAGAACUCCAGAAGAAAGUGGAAGAUCUAGAAAAUACAUUGGCUCAAGCACAAGCACAACUCGAAGCUUCCCAGGAACAGGUGGAGUCGCUUCGUGCGACCAACCAAGAAGAUUCUCUAAGCGGACUAGCAUCCAUGAGCAGAGAAGCUACUGGAGAACUGACAAAGCUUCAAGCAGAAUUGGAGGGUGUGAAAUCAGAGUAUGCGAGCGUCUUGAACGAUGUCAACAAGCAGAAAGAGGAACGGAAGCACAUGCAAGAAGAGAUUGAGGCUUUGCAAAAGGUCAACUCAAGACUAUUGAAUGACCUUGAAGCUGCAGACAAAGAAAGUGAAGAUGCCCUUCAAACAAUGCAAGCAGCACUAGAAGCUGUCAAGAGUGACAAGAGCAAGAUUGUUGAUGAUCUUGAGAAAUCUGUGACCAAGAAGGGAGAAGAGAUUAGAAAGUUGCAAACGCAGCUUGAAUCUUUACAACAAGAGAAAAGAGGAGAGCAGGAAAUGUUGCGGCUUGCAGCCACUGCCAGAGAAGGAGAACUACAAACCCUCCGUGCAGACAAGGGAGAGCUGGUCCAGCAGCUACAAGCCGAGUUGGAUGAAGUGAAAGCCACUGCCAACAACCACAAAGAGGAGCGCCAAAAACUCCAAGAAGAGAUCAAUGCAUUGCAAAAGGUCAACACAAGGCUUUUGAAUGAUCUGGAAGCCACAGACAAAGAGAAUGAGGAUGCCCUACAGACCAUGCAAGCUGCACUAGAGAAUGUCAAAAGCGACAAGAGCAGGCUUGCUGGUGAUCUUGAGGCUGCUCUGGCUGAGAAGGGAGAGGAGAUUAGGAAGCUAAGAAUACAACUGGAGGCUCUGCAACGGGAGAAGAGAGGAGAGCAGGAAAUGUUGCGGCUUGUAGCCACUGCCAAAGCAGGAGAACUUGAAACCCUCCGUUCUGAUAGUGGAGCCAUGGUGCAGAAGCUACAGGCUGAGUUGGAUGGAGUUAAGGCAGAAUACACCAACCUCUUGAAUGAUGUCAACAAGCAAAAGCAAGAGAGGGAGAACCUUCAAGAAGAGAUGAAUGCAUUGCAGAAAGUCAACACAAGACUUUUAAAUGAUUUGGAAACAGCAGACAAGGAGAGCGAGGAUGCACUGCAGGCAAUGCAAGCUGCGCUAGAAAACGUCAAGAAUGACAAGAGCAAGAUUGUUGGUGAUCUUGAGGCAUCUGUGGCUAACAAGGGCGAAGAGAUUCGCAAGUUCAAACUGCAGUUGGAGGCUUUACAACGAGAAAGAAAAGAAGAACAGGAUAUAUUGAGAUUUGCUGCCACUGCCAGAGAAGGAGAGGUCCAAACACUCCGAGCCGACAAGGGGGGGCUGGCCCAGAAGCUACAAGCUGAGUUGGAUGGAGUUAAGGCAGAAUACACCACCCUUUUAGGUGAUGUCAACAAGCAGAAACAAGAGCGGGAGGACCUUCAAGAAGAGAUUGAAGGAUUGCAAAGGGUCAACACGCGACUUUUGAAUGAUCUGGAAACCACAGACAAGGAAAGUGAGGAUGCCCUUCAGACCAUGCAAGCUGCACUAGAAAGUGUGAAGAGUGACAAGACAAGGCUUGUUGGUGAUCUUGAGGCAUCUUUGGCUGAGAAGGGAGAAGAGGUUAAAAAGCUGCAAUUGCAACUUGAGGCUCUGCAACGAGACAAGCAGGGAGAACAGGAAAUGUUGCGGUUUGCUUCCACGGCCAAGGAGGAAGAGCUCCGGACUUUAAAAAGCGAGCUUGUGUCGCUACGUCAGACAAGCAAGGAUUUGGAAGCAUUGUGCACGGCAAAAGAUGACGACCUUCACAAAGUACAGAGUGCGUCUGAGGCUCUCCUUGCUGACUUGGAAAAAGUCACAGACGCACAGGAGGCUCUCGAAGCAGAAAACGUGAGGCUGAAUACCGAGUUGGACACCAAAGUAUCAGAGCAAAAGCGGUUGGAAAUGUCUGUGGAAUCUUUGGAGCGGUCCUUGAAAAAAGCCGAAUCCACCGUGCAGACCCUCCAAGAAAAUGCAUCUGCAGCCGAGGAAUCGAAAAAGGAAACAGAAACCUCCCGAUCACUGGGAUUUGAGUCGACGGGCUGGAACCUCUUUGGCGGUACCGGUUCAAGCACUACCAGUACUAGCAAAGAGCCGGAUCUGGGAAAGGUCAAGGAAGAACUAAAUGCUGUCACCUCAGAAAAGGAGUCGCUUAACGCUGCACUGAUCGAGUCUGAAAAGAAGCGCGAGACCCUGGAAUCGUCAUUCAAAGAAUCGGGCGAGACUAUUGCUACAUUGCAAGACACCAUUUCGAUGCUGGAAUCUGCUGGCGAAGACAUGCUCCAGGCUUUCGAGGAGGAGAAGCACAUGCUAGUCGAGCAGAUUGAGGCGAAGACUCUGGAAGUUGCAGAAAUGCAGGCGAAAGCUCGGUCCAGUUCUUUGCAAGUCAGUGACAAACUGACAGCUGCUGUCGCAGAAAAGGAAGCCCUAUCAGAGACACUAGAGAGUGUCCGCCGCGAACUUGAUGAAGCAAAGGCUGCCAAGACUGUUUUGGAGUCAUCUUUGCGCGAGUCAAGCACUACCGUGGAGAACCUCCGAGAGACGAUUGCUAUGCUAGAAACAGCUGGUGAAGACAUGCUGAGAGCGGUCGAAGAGGACAAACAGACUUUGGUAGAAGAGAUGGAAGCCAAGUUUAAGGAGCGGUUAGAAGAGGCCGCAGACGAAGCUACAACCUCGAUUUCCUCCGAGAAGAAGGCUCUGGAAAUGACCGUCAAAAUCAUCCGCCAAGAACUGCAGGAGGCCAGUGUCGGGAGAGGUAAAGCGGAGGCAUCGUUAAAGGAGUCUGAGACCACCAUCGCAACUCUACGUGAGAGCAUUUCAAUGCUCGAAUCAGCUGGAGAGGAGGUCCUGAAAGCUGUGGAAGAGGAAAAGGAGGCGCUCGUGGGGCAAGUCGCAACACUUGAGGCUGCUUUGACGGAGAGCCAAGCAGCGAUGGCAGAAGUAAAUAAAAAGCUGGCUGAGCUUGCCAGCGAGAAGAAUUCACUGGAGUCGGAACUGAACAACGCUCGCGAUGCGCUGCAGGAGACCUGUGGCUCGCUGGAGGCCUCCAAAGUAACAAUCCACACCCUCAGAGAAGCUGUGUCAGCGUUGAAAGAAAACACGCAAGGGAGCCAAACAGCCCUCCUGGAGGAACGCGACGAUCUAGCCAAGAAGCUCGCUAUCAUGCAGUCGAAUAAUGGAACGGCCGAGAACCUAGCAGAACUCAGCGAAAAGCUUGCUGCGGCCAUCGCAGACAAAGAAGCCAGCGGAGAAAAGCUCGAAGCCACUGCGUUGCUCAUGAACGAAUUUCAGCUCAUGGCUGAAGAGAACAGGGUGCUUUUGGAGGACGCAACUUCCAAGCUGGAUGCUGCUAAGAACGAAAAUGAAGCUCUUACGACGAAAGUUGAAGCCCUGCAGGGCGAGAAGCAUGCGAUGGUGUCGAAUCUACUAAAGAGUACCGAGGAAUGUCAACGAGUCGCUGCAGCCAAAGCAUCGUUGGAAAAAGCGUUGGUUGAUGCCAGCCUAGAGCUGGAGGCGCUCAAAGAAGCUAGUGUAGAAAGCGAAAACAAACAAGCAAAAACGCCUCCCACGGCAGCAACGGACAACCCCACUAGAAUCAUGCCAAUGGCCGCUGGUCAACGCAACUAUGUCUUCAGCAAAGAUUUCAGUGCCGCCAAUACGGAACUAACGGAGAAGAAUAAUGAACUCAAGAGCAAGGUUGCAUUCUGUGAAGCUGCGCUUGUGGAGUGCAAAGGCAAGCUUGCAACUGCUGAAGGCCGGCUGAAUGAUAUGGUCACAGAGAGCUAUCAGCUUGAGGCCAGUGCGGACGACGCACGACAACAGAGCAGGGAUGCUCUCGAAGAGAAAGUAGAGUCGCUGGAAGCAGCUCUCAGAGAAUGCGAGGGAAAAUUGGAACUUGCUGAAUCUCAGCUAACUGCCCAGGCGGCGGAGAGCCGGGACAUCGGGACAUGCACCGACGAUGGACACCAGGAGCUGCAAGCCGAGAACGAGAAGUUGGGGGCCAGGCUUCGUGCAGCCGAGGGCGAAAAGGAUGAUCUAAGGCUGCAGGUAAAGGAACUGAUGGAGUCAAUACAAGCAAUUAUGGCGGGAGGAAAUGAUGCCCAGGACACGGCCGAGAAGGAUGAGCUAGCAGCAAAGACUGAUACCCUUGCAAAGGAGGUGGGUUCUCUCAAAGCAACUCUCAAGGAACUCGAGGGAAAGCUGGCUGAGUCCCAAAUGCGUGAAAUGACUGCCAAGAACCAGGAGCAGGAAGCAGCCAAGGAAGAAAAACAAAAACUGGAAGCAAUGCUACGCGCAGCUGAGGGUGAGAAGCAUGACCUCCAACUUCAAGUCAAGGAAUUAAUGGAGUCAUUGCAAUCAAUAAUGGCCUCAAACAUGCAGCAAGAAACAGAGACCGCUUCCGAGAGCAACGCAGCGUUGGAGGAGAGAGUGCGCCAUUUGGAGGAUGCACUGUCAAAAUCGUCAUCAGGGAAGUCAGAGAACAGUGCGGCCCUGGAGGGGAAAGUUCGCGGUCUCGAGGAAGCGUUAUCGAAAUCCGAAGAAGAUCUAGAGAUCUGCCAAAAGAGGCUCGUCGAAAUAACCGAGGAGGGUAUUGAGGUGACAAAGAGCAACGACAGUGACGAACAACGGGAGCAGUUGCUUUCGAAACUGUCGGAUGCAGAAGCUGAAGCAGAUGAUCUCCGAGAAGAGGUGGAGGAGUUGGUGUCAAGAUCAAAGGAACUAGAGAGUCUUGGCGAAGAGGAGGACGUUCUACUCCGAGAACAGGUCGAAACCAUGAACGCUUGGAAUUUGGCAUUGGAAGCUCGCGCUGACCGAUCCAACAAGGAGCUUGAGAAUGCGCGAACGGAACUAGAGGCGCUGAAGAGUUCAAGGCGAACUCUGGAAGAGGCACUGAAGCAGAGUAAAGAGAGUCCGCAAGGAAAAGUGACACGGGCCGUGGACUUCGAUUCUCCCAGCGAUGAAAAUGCAAUGGCCAGUUUGCGAAAGGAAAAGAAAGUGCUGACUUUGAAGUUUGAGGCUUUAGAAGAAUCUUAUGCUGAGAAAAACUCAAAGGUCCUGGAGCUGGAGGCCCGGGUAGAAGACUUCCUGAACAAGAGCACUGACCUGAAGCUAAGAUUGGCAAGGAAGACAGCCUUGAUCACAGAGCUCCAAGAAGAUAUGGAAGAACAAGCUGGUUCCAAGGGUGCCCAAAACAACGUCCAAAAUGAGACUGAAGAAGCCCUCAGCAAUUUGCGGAAGGAAAACAAGGCUUUGGUGGCUAAGCUGGAAAAACUUGAAGAGACUCAUGAAGAGAAGAAAAGCAAAGUGUCCGAGUUGGAAGCCCGAGUGGAGGAGAGCAUAAACAAGAGUGCUGAUUUGAAGUUGCGGUUAGCACGGAAGACUUCAAUGAUCACUGAGUUGGAGGAAGAUUUGGAAGGCUACAAAUCAAACCAACCGAAGGAUGAUGGUGCCACAAGAGCAGUGACAUUCAAGACAGAAGAGAGCACCAACGCCACAGAGAAGGGCACUCAAGAAGUCCUGAACAACUUGCAUAAGGAUUACAAGGCUUUGGUGUCAAAAGUGGAGAGGCUAGAAGAUGCCUUUGCAGAGAAGAAUAGCAGGGUCUCUGAGCUGGAGGCACGCGAGGAAGAAUACUUGAAUAAGAGUGCUGAUUUGAAGUUGCGGCUGGCACGGAAGACUGCAAUGAUCUCAGAGCUGGAGGAAGAUCUGGAAGCUUACCGAUCAAAUCAACCAAGUGGCGAAGUUGCUUCAAGAUCAGUGGCUUUCAAGCAGGAUGAGAGCUUAAAGGAGGAACACCAAGCAGUGUUGAACAGCCUGAGAAAAGAAGUCAAAGAAUUGGUUUCAAAAUUGGAGCAACUUGAGGAUGUUCUGGCAGAAAGAAACAACAAGGUGUCUGAGUUGGAGGCACGAGUGGAAGACGACUUGAACAAGAGUGCCGACUUGAAGUUACGGCUGGCGCGGAAGACUGCUCAUAUUGCUGAGUUGGAGGAAGAUUUGGAAGCUUACACUUCAAAACAAUCAAAUGAUGGUGGUCCUCCUUCGCAAGCAGCUGUUUUGAGGUUGGAAACCGCGGUGCGGGUGCUUACGGACGAGCUGGCAAAGGCGGAAGCUACAAUUGAGAGGCAAGCUGCUGCGUUGACGGCGAGCGGAAACCAUGACCAGGUCGCUCGCUCUUUGGGAGACACGAGUGUCCAAACGAAGGACAUUGAAACCGAGAACCGAGCCCUUUCGGAGGAUCUUUCAAAAGCCAACACAACGAUCAGACAGCAAAGAACGAAACUCGAAGCCCUCGAAGAGAGUCUCGCAGAGAAGUCUUCCAAACUAUCUGAACAGGAGGCACGCUUGGAAGAGCAUAUUGGAAGAAGUUCUGACCUAAAGCUACGUCUGGCAAGGAAGACUGCAAAGAUCUCUGAGCUCGAGGACCUAAUUGCCGAGAGCGGAGACGGCUCGGAUCCGGUAGUGUCCAACGGUGUGAACCCGGCAAACCCUGCAGUCGACACAGCGUCCUUGGAAGAGCUGGAGCAGGAGAAUCAGCUCUUGACAGUUAAGGUGUUGCGAUUAGAAGGGAACCUCAAGCAAGAAAAGGAUAACCUCAGAAAGCAGCAAUCCAAGGUGGAAGCACUGGAAGACACGAUUGUCGAUAAGGGCGUAAAGAUCGCAGAAGUACAAGCGCGUUUGGAGGAGUACAUUGGAACGAGCGCCGAUCUCAAGCUGCGCCUUGCAAGGAGAACCGCAACUAUCGCGGAGCUUCAAGAAGAACUCGACGAACAAUCAUCCGGUGGUUCAGGGAAGGAUUCGGCGAAUGCUGCUUUCCGGAAUAAGGACUUACCUUUCUUUGACGAAACGAGUCACAAUCUACCGGAGGGUGGUGACGAAGUAUUACCAGCAGCCAGAAUGCCACUGGCACCACCACAUCGAUCGUUACCGGAUUGCGGCGAAGAGGAAGUUGAAGUGUCACCAGGACACCGAUCUCUCGUCGUCGAUGCAACGGCCCAAUCAACGACUUUAGCGGAAGAAGAGGACGAAAGUCCUUUUGGCAAUGGCACAAAGAAGCAGAGAAGCCCCAGCCAGCAGCUCAAGGAUUGCUUGGAAGACGCCAAAGCGAGCGAAUCAUUGUUUGAACAGAUUGCGUCUCUUGCGGCCCACGCGGAGAAAAAGAAGAGACGCCUCAAGGUGUUAAACGAACGGUUGGAAAAGGCCGUGGGCAGGAAUCGCAUCAGCCCCAAGUCGGAUGUUGCUGCUGCUGCUGCUGCUGCUGCUGCCGGCGAGAGGCCGGUUAGUGGUCUCGCCCAAGAGCAAGACCACCUUCAAAAGACGGUGGCGCAUUUGGAGAAUCAGUGGAAAGAAACCAGGAGUCAGCUCGAUAGCGUCCACAAGAUGAAUCUGAAAUUGGAGGCAGCACUGGAUCACAUUUCCCGAGAACGUGCCUCUGCGAUUGAUGCGAGAUCCAACCUGGAGGCGUCGUUGCGGGAAGCCCAAGAAGAAGUGCGGAGCCUCCGUGUUGCCGUCGAUGCGAUGGAAGCCGAACGGACAGUCGGCGGCACCAUUUCACGUGCGAUAAACAUCGAACCCGGUCCGAGUGGCGACGUGGAGGUGGAAGUAUCGGAGCAUCCCGAUAUGGACCCUGAACGGACCACAUUCCCCUUGCGCUAUGGAGACGUGUAA
Seminavis robusta is the source of this 9945-nucleotide messenger RNA. NCBI's taxonomy places the organism in Eukaryota, Bacillariophyta, Bacillariophyceae, Naviculales, Naviculaceae. The record is from the annotation of a GenBank genome assembly.